AUGACAGGUGCACCAACCCAGCUGACUAUAAACAUGGCGGCAUCUAAAGACAGAGUGGGGAGUAACAGGUGUAAAAUACUAAUAAUCGGCGCAGGUAUGGCGGGAUUGUCAGCGGCACAUCAUUUAGUAAAAAAUGGCGUAACUGACUUCAAGAUACUGGAAGCUAGGAGAAGAUUCGGUGGCAGAAUUGUUUCUAUUCCAACCGACCAUCAUAGGGUGGAAUUAGGGGCCAAUUGGAUCCAUGGAGUACUUGGGAAUCCCAUGUACGAACUAGCCAUGACAAAUGGUCUCAUAGACAUAGUCCAUGUCCCUAAACCGCACAGAGUUGUAGCUGCUACAGAAGAUGGUAAACUUAUACCAUUCCAGUUACUACAGGAGAUUUAUGAGGCCUACGUAUGUUUUCUUCGACGUUGUGAGGAAUAUUUCCUGUGCCACUAUUUGCCUCCAGCUGGUGUUCACAGUGUAGGAGAACACAUUAAUCUAGAAGCUGCAUUGUACUUAGACCACUGUCAAAAUCCAGAAGAACGUCAGAUACGUCAGUUAAUAUUUGAUUGUUUGUUAAAACGCGAAACUUGUAUUACUGGUUGUCAUUCCAUGGAUGAAAUAGAUCUGUUAGAAUUGGGCAGCUACACUGAACUUCAAGGAGGAAACAUUGUGCUGCCUUCUGGUUACAGCAGCAUCCUGGAACCCAUAGCAAAAGUCAUACCACCCCAAAAUAUUGUUACAGGUAAACCUGUGGCAACAGUGAGAUGGAAUUGCAGUAACGAAAUGCAGUUAUCUAAUAUGACAAGCCCUGGAGGUGACUCGGGUAUUGACAUUCUUGCAAAUGGAGAUCCAGGAAAUGAUUCUGAUGACUCUGAUAGGACUGUCACUGGUGAUUUCCCAAAAUUUGUAGAACAUUCAAGCAGGGAAGGAAGCUGUGAAGCAGCAGAUAAAAAAAGUAGCACAAAAUCUCAGUGCAGUACUGAGAGUGGUGAAAGUUCUGGCACAGGUGUUCAACAGUCAACAGUGAAUUCUGCUUCAGGACAGUGUAGUCAACAGGAUGACAGUGAAAAUUCAGAUUCUUGUGUUUUACCUCCAAGUGUAGAAAUUGUGUGUGAUGAUGGUGACACUUAUUAUGCUGAUCAUGUUAUAUGCACAGUACCACUUGGAGUUUUGAAAGAAAGGGCAUCUACAAUGUUCUGCCCUCCAUUGCCUCAAUAUAAGACUGAAUCAAUCAACAGGCUUCUUUUUGGAACAGUUGACAAAAUAUUUCUGGAAUAUGAUCGCCCAUUUCUCAACCCAGACAUAUCAGAACUUAUGCUUCUUUGGAAAAGUGAUGCAGCAGAGAAUGGAAAUGAAGACUCAUCUGAUUUAAGUAAAUGCUGGUUUCGUAAAAUUUACUCAUUUUCCAAAGUAUCAGAGACACUUUUACUAGGAUGGAUAUCAGGUAAAGAAGCAGAGUAUAUGGAAACAUUAGCACACGAGGAAGUUGCAGAAAAGUGCACGGAGAUACUGAGAAAGUUUCUUAAUGAUCCAUUUGUUCCUAAACCAAAGCUCUGUGUAUGUACCAGUUGGCGCUCUCAGCCUUACACGAGAGGUUCCUACACUGCAAUGGCUGUCGGUGCUAGUCAGGUUGACAUUGAGAACAUAGCACGACCACUUUAUGCCAGCUCACAGGAAAGGAAGCCUGUACUUCUCUUUGCUGGAGAGCAUACACACAGCAGUUUCUAUUCAACGGUUCAUGGUGCAUACCUGACUGGUCGGAGUGCAGCCCAAGUGCUACUUGAUCCUGACUCUCCUGAACAAUUAAUAAUGCAGUGUGAAGGAACAAGUGAUUUAAGUUCCUGGAUUCAGGGUAUCUCUCUAGAUUGAUGUAUUGAGUGAAACUGAUAUACAGCCUGUAGAUUGAAUGUAUUAAGUGAAAUUGAUAUACGGCUAAGUAAGUAUUGUGUAAAUAUUUUUUUAUUUAUUAUUUGUGCGUUCAUUUCGACAGUGGAGCAGUUGCCAAAGCCAUUUUUUUGCCACAGUUUGAAGAGAUUUGAUUUUCUGAGAAUGUUUUGAGUCACAGGCCUGGGGAUAUCUGAUAUGAAUCCAGUCAAAACUAACUAAAAUGGGACCAUUGUAGUCUAAAAGGCUUUAAUUGAAAAGUCGCUGGUAUGUAAUGACUCAUCAGCACUUAGUGGGAAUUUAUUACUUAUUAAUAAAAAUAUUCUAGUGGUGUUAAAAAAAUUCUGCACUUUUUACAAUCUUUUUUGACACAAUUUAUAUCAUCUGAAAUUCAUUUUAUUUUAUGCAGUUACUAAGUGUGUAACUGCUGGUUAUUCUAGUUUGAGAACAUUUAAUUUUUAAUUAAACUUAUUAUUCUUUAGCCUGAGCAGCAGUACAUGACAGUGUGCAGAUACUUUCUUGUAUGCAGAAAAAUGACAGAUGGUGAAAUUACUGCAAAUCAUUUAACAUUUUAAAUGAAACUUAACCUUCAACUCUUCUCAUUAUAGUUGGUCUUGGUAAACCAAACAUUUUCAGUGAGUUAUGUUUUGUCUUGUCUUUUUACAAAGCUGAGAAAGAUGAUGUAUAUAAGAGUUUAUAUGGUUGCAUCAGAAAUGUUCAGUGUGAAUAGAAUGCUUCCGUGCACAAAUGUGUCAUACAACAAAAGUUUCAUUUGCGGCUUCAUGAUGUAAAAGCAGGUUGAAACAUUGCAGCAUUUACCUUGGCCACUUGUGAAAUAUAUUAGAUGCUUCUGACUUAUUUAAAGUGAUUUUAAUUCUAUUAUUUAGAAGAUUCAUUAAAUUUGUUUUUGUAGAUUUUUAUUUGUAGCACAAUCUGUGGACGCAAUCUUCCUUUCUCAUAAUACACCAGGGUAGCUGUUUGACAUGCUAUAAUGAGUGGUAAACCUUUAAACUUUAUAUAUUUUUUUAAUUUUUGUGGAUCCACAUGGUAAUAUGUAUGUACCUUUGUCAUAACUUUCAUUGAUUUCACAUAAUAGUAAUUAAGGUAGAAGUAAUGUGCAUUUAUUAUGAAAUGAGUUCUCAUGCUUUCACAUCUAACACACUUGACUUUAGAGUACAGACUGAAACCACUACCACCAUCAGAAAACACUAAAAACAGUGCCUUUUGAAGCAACUAUCCGUCUUUGCCAUGUGUACCAUUUAGUUGUAGUUGCUGCAGUUCUUUCUGCAGAUAACACUUUCUAAUAUGGAUGUUCUGGGUCUCCCUCCUGAUUUUUCCUUCCAAGGUGUUUUUUAUGAAGUAGUUGUAUCAAAUUAUGUGUCUAUUUAAUUUUGAUUUUCUCCUCUGUUUCAUAUUAAUGAAUGCCCUUAGCUCUUUAAUUUGUUCACUAGAUUUCCUUUUGGUUUAGGUUGUUUUUUAUGGCUCUCUUCCACAUUCGUAUUUCUGUUGCUUCUGAUUUUUCUUCCCUUGUUUCUACAGAGUCCACUCUUCAUAGUCAUAGCUUAACAGGCUCCAAAUAAAUGUUUUGAUGAAUUUCUUUCUUGUUUCUAUAUUAAGGUGGUUGUUUGUUAAUAAAUCACUCUUAUAUCUGAGUGCUUAUUUAGUCAUUAUAAUUCUUCUUCUUUUAAUAUCCAUUGUACUUCUGUUAUUAUCGGUAUUCUAGUUUCCAAGUAGCAAAAUUCUUUUACUCGCAUUAGCAUUUUAUUUUAGACUGGUUGGCAUUUAUUUUCAGUUUGUGGUUGUCAAAGGCAUCAGACAAAAUUUUUAAUAUAUAGUUCUCGUUCUCUUCAGAAUCUGCUAUCAACAACUUGAAUACAAUGUAUUUGUUUACCAUUAAUUUUGAUCCCAUUGGCACUGCCUUUCAUCACUUGUAUUGCAUUUUCUACAAAUAAUUAUAUAAGUAAGGAGAGAGAGGACUGCCUUGUCAGACCUCUUCUUAUCUUAGUCUCGUUCUUAGUGCCACUGAUGUCUAUUUCUGUGCUCUGGUUUUUGUGUAUAUUGAGACUCAAUCCUUUGCCUUUCCACUCCAUUCUGAUUUUAUUAACUGUUGAACCAAUUAGACAGUAAAACAAAAAUAAAUAACAGAUGGUUUAAGCUCAAGCUUUUAAAUGCAAGUUCCUUUUCUUCUGGCUUAGUUUAGAAAGUGGAAAAAAUGUUAAAGGCAUAGCAGUUUUUCUUUCAAACGGAAAAUCAAGACAAGUACAAGAGAAACAUUUCGUGCCGUGGGCCAAGAGAGAAAUGAAGAGAUGGUGGAAGAAAUAGUUUGUUUUAAUCUCCUUGUACUAAGUUUCCAAUGUGGGUAUGUCUUAAGUGGCUACCCAGCCCAUUAUUGCCUUGAAACAUACAGCCACAGGUAAUUAAUGACUUGUAGAGCUGUAUGCGGUACACUUUGUUAGGCUUGUAUAUUUGUUGCAUGGUUUGUCUGUGAUUGUGAAAUCAAAUUGCAAUAGGGACUGUUUAUUAACCUCACAGAUGUAAUCUUCUGCAAGUUCCUUUGAAGUUUGUGAAUUGACUUUAGUCAGUUUCAAGAACAUUUAAGUUUUAGUUUCUAACAUACCAGUAUGCUUCUAUAAGGUCUUGAAGUGGAGCACAGUCUGCCAUAAAGGAAUUGGUGAGAAACUUGGUGUCAUUCAUACACUGUAAAUAUCCCAUUCAUUUCAGCAGAUUUAUCGAACCCUGUGACACAAAUAUAAAUGGGAUUUCUUAUUGUUCGUCUAAAUGUGAACAAAAAUCAUCCAUUAUUAUCAAGGUAACUGUGGCCAGGCAUGAGGAACUUUUGAUCAACAAUUUCAGUAGGUAUAUGAACAAAAUAUAGAGCCCAAAUCAGACAGUUAAUUGCUUUGCAGUUAUUUGACUUCUGCUUUGCCCACAACUAUCACUGUAGGUAAAAGAUGUUUAAUUUCAGAUGGUAACGAUUUUACAUAUUUCAGUAGGCAUGAACCAAUUUCUGAAGAGCCAUGUGAGGCAAUAUUUUCAUAUCACAUAUACGUGCUACAGUCAUGUACUCCAAAAUUGUCUCUUGUAGUAAAUAAAAUUGCUUGAUAGCAUUGAAGUUGGCAAUUUUUUUUCAUUUUUUUUAAGUUUUCAAGUAAUUACAUGUGCUGAGUCUUCUUUCAUAUUCUGUACACCUCCUUUCUUUUAAAGCUCUUGCAUGAUCAAGUCUUCUUAGAUGGAGCUCUUUCUGUAGCAAUAGACUGUUUCUUUUAAUGCUUUGAUUAAAUUUUUAAUCUGUUACAAUUAUGGGCAGGUUCACUUUUUAGGCUAUAAAAUGAUAUAUUAAAUUCUGAAUUGAACAGUUUACAAUAAAUGCAGGCCUUCACAGACAAAAGAUUUUUUUUCUUCACACUUUUCAGUAUAAGGCUCAUACAUUUUCGAGACAAAUAAUUCCAGUGACACGUAUUUCCUAUGAGCAUUAUGUUUAUGAGAAUAAUGUCUUGUGUAAUUAGGAAAGCUUUUUAUGUGGUUUCUUUUGGUUCCAAGGCACUCUUCUGCAAAUUUAUUUCCUGGAGCAUGUUUACUACAUUCAUCAACAGGAACAGGCCUUCCACACUUGAUUUGCUUAGCACAGCUGUGGUAAUGGGUAAACUGACAAUUACUUAUAGUUAGUGUCUUAAGAAAGAACUCCUUACACACUCACUUAUGAUCCAGGUUAAACACAGUACUUUGUAGUUUUGACUUAUUACAAUUUAAUCUCGGGUGUCUUUGUUUGGUAGAUGAAACAAAUUUUACUAUAAGGGAUGUUUGUUGUUGCCAAGAAACAGUUUUCCAUACUUUUCAUGGAUAAUUAUUAGUCUCUUAUGUCAAUGUCUUGCAGAUAUUUUGAAAUGGUUGGAUGACUCUUGCAAUUGUUACUGGUGUAGAUGUUUACUCUUGUCACAGAUUUCUUAGCAUAGUUUCUUUUAUUCACUUCAUAACUCCAAAUUUCUGUUUUCUUGAGUUGCUAAAGGACAUGGUUUUACGCAAAAAUUUUCAGCAGUGGUUUGGAUUUUGUCAUUAACUUUUGUUUCUAGCUUGCUUUGAUCUUCAAUUUCACCUAAAGAUGAUGCACCUGGCUGGAAGUGAAACCACAGCACUAAAGGAUAUGUAAAGCUAAAACCAAUAUAAAAAUCAGCUUUAUACAUAAAACACACUUCAUAAUCAUUUUGGUGAUGUAAUAGGUUCAAUGUGAGUGUACCUUAAAGCAUUUCAAUGAUGUCAAAGGUAUCAGACAAAAUUUUUGAUAUAUAGUUCUCGUCCUUUUCAGAAUAUACUAAAACUACUGUAACAUCAACAAAUCAAAUAAAUGUAUUUGUUUAUCCUUACUUAUGAUCAUAUUGGUACUGCCUUUCAUCACUUGUAUUGCAUUUUCUGUAAAUAAAUUACAUAAAUAAGGAGAGAGAGGACUGCCUUGUCGGACACCUCUUUUUAUCUUCGUCUCGUUCUUAGUGCAUUGACAUCUAUUUCUGUGCUCUGGUUUUUGUUUAAACUGAGACUUUUGUCUUUCCACUCUGUUUGAUUUUGUUAACUCUGACCCCUGUUAGACAGUUCCUUAAAAAACAGCUCAGAAUCCGCAAGAAAAGGUGUGUGAACAUGUGGCCAUGGUAGCUUCAUUUACUGGUCUACAUCCACUUACAACUUGCUAACAAGUUCACUGGAUCAGUUUGUUUGCUCUCGGAUCUUUAGUCACACUGUAUGCAUCUAUUUUCAUGAAUAGCUGUUAGUCAGUUCCACAGAGCUCAUACUCCACCAUAACAUUUGAGUUGUUCUAUUCUCCUGAUGAUUGUUAUUUUGCCUGGCCUUCUGGCCUCUAUUCCACUUUCUCUCUGUCACCAUAAGAUCACCCAGACUUUUUUAACCCUUCUUUUCCCUCUUGCACUUGUACCAAAAGUCUGUAUGUCAUUACAGUUGUCAUAGUUCCAUUUGUUAAGCAUGCGGAGGGCCUUUGCUACCUUGUUUUCAUUUUACCUUAGUUUUUAUUGUGGAGUAUUAGCAAAGUACUCUGAAGAUGUGUGUAAAAGAAAUGACUGUUUUAGUUUUGAAGAGACUCGAAAGAAAUAUGUAGCAUUUGCUUUUGUGUAAGCAAAUAGUGUUAAUGUGCACAAAUUUUUCUAGGAAGAGUGUACUGUAGUUUUUAUUUAAUCAUUAUGUCAGAGUACCUGGAAUCACGAUUUUUGUAACUUUUCAUAGGCUAUAAUAAGUCAGCCAUAACAUGCACUUUGUCAUUAUAUUCUUUUAUUCUAGAAAAUUCGAAUUUUGCUUUUGUAACAUAACAUGUACAUAAGCUGUUUCUAGUCAUGUAUUUCAAUUCUGUAAUGUAAAAUCUUUAACCUAAUAGUAAAAUCCUGAAAAUCAAAUUAUUUCUGUACACAUAUAUCCAUUAAAAAAAAAACACUACACAAACAUUAAGAAAAUUGUUCAUAUGUAAUACUUAUGAAAUUUAACAAAAAUUCUGUGAAAAUAAACUGUAAGCAAUACACAACAUUGGGAAACAUGUUAACACAAGUGGUUUAAAAAAGAUAUGUUUCAAAGGUAACAGUGAUUUAUUUCAACAGAUGAAAGUUGCAUAUACAAAAUGUUUUCUAUACAUGAAUUAUCACAUUAAAAAAAUGGAAGUGAAUUUCACAGUCAAUAAAAAUGGUACUCUUUUGCAUGUAAAGGCAUUACAAGUAUUGAAAUAGUUAACAUAUCCAUAUACAGAUCAACAAAAAGACUAUGAGUAACAAACAUCAGACAAAGUAAACAUGCAACAAAAACAUUUAUAUUUUCUACCAAUAUAAUAGUGGGCUCCUCAGUACAUACGCACAUAAGAUAAUUUCAAAGAGGUUAUUAUAUGAGAAUGGCACAAUAAUCUGAUGGAUCUUUAAUUUAAAAAUGUGACUGCACUCUACACAAAAUAUAUUUUCUUUUUUUUCCCUUUAGGACAAAGUAAGAAAGGGAUAAUGUUGGCUUCACUGAAAUUCCAUUUGCUAUACUAAAUAUUUGCAUGUAGGGAAAAGAAUUCAGUUUACACUUUUGAAUAAAAGGUGGACCAGGAUAUGAAAACUCUUAUUUCACUGAACAAUGACAGCAAAAAAAAUAGAAGCACUAAACUAGAGUGAACAUUCUUUUUUAUAUUCCAAAAGCACAGCCAUACACAUAUUUGUUUAACAUAAUUUUCAGGGCCCUGUUACAAAGUCCUGAUUUUAUAACACUUUUCAUGUGAUACCACUGCUAACUGGGCAGGUCAUAAAUGAAUUAUACAUAGAACACACAUACACAUGAUAAUGCACAGUGAAGAAAUGAAGACACUAUGACAACGUGUUGCAAAAGAACGUUAUGUAUGUGUAAAUGGGGUUCAGAAAACUUUUCCAUUGUACAAGGCAGACAGAAACACAAUUAAUGGAUAAAAAAAAAAAAAAAAACAGGCAGAGAAAUAAAUA
Molecule: messenger RNA, 8327 nt
Organism: Schistocerca americana (American grasshopper)
Lineage: Eukaryota; Metazoa; Arthropoda; Insecta; Orthoptera; Acrididae
Product: spermine oxidase
Exons: 6
Coding region: 1-1854 (617 amino acids)
Molecular function (GO): polyamine oxidase activity
Source: RefSeq, a predicted model, not a curated record